Podarcis lilfordi (Lilford's wall lizard) is the source of this 13755-nucleotide messenger RNA. Lineage: Eukaryota; Metazoa; Chordata; Lepidosauria; Squamata; Lacertidae. The record is from the annotation of a GenBank genome assembly.
AUGGAGAGCGGGUGGCCGUUGACCCUGGAGUGUGAAGGUUAAAAUCGGGGGGGGGGGUGUUACUCUCACCCCUCCCUCUCACUUUAGAGCAUGGAGGAAACUAUAUAUAUAGUUCUUAAUAUGGGGAGAGCCUUAAAAUUGCUGGAUCUUCUAUUAAACUGGAGGGGGAUGAGCAGUUUUUUUGAUCCCCUUGCCACCCCCCUCCAUUUGCCUAUGGAAGAAGAGUUGCAAGUGUGCUUUUGGCAUGGGGGGGCCGGCGAGCGUCAGACCAACGGCCCUCAGCUCUGCGUCCCCUUUAAAAACAAAAAAAAAACCACACACACGAGGGCAGCCAUUUAAUCGACCGCUUUCAUCUCUUCCACGGGCCCCCGCACACCUAAAAAAAAUUAAAAUAAAUACAUUGGGAUCUGCUGUGGGGGGGGGGGAAGAGUGUGUGUAUUUUUCUUAAAGGGGAAGAAAAAGCUUGCGCGCCCUGCUAGAGACCCUAUUCUGGGGAGAUAGCCCUUUUAAAUCACAAUGCUGAAAAAUCCGAGUUUCUCCCCUCUCUCUUCUUAAGUAUUUGGGAGCUGGCGAGAGGAGGGGGCGGCGGACGAGAGGGACGGAGCCUCGUGGGCAGAGCCAGCCACCCAAACUCCUUCCUUCCCUCCCCACCCCGUUCAUUAUUAUUUUUUUAAUUAUUUUUUUUUUCAAAGUUGUGCAGCUGGUCGUAAUGGUGGUUGAUGCGGCGGAAGGAUACGUCGGGGAAGGCAGGCCUUGACGCGUGUGUGUGUGUGUGUGGAUGCGUGUGUAAGCACAGGAGGAGAAGGGGGCGCCCGUCCGCCUUUGCCUGCCCCAGCGAGCGAGCGAGCGAGCCGCGGGGGAGGGAGGGAGGGGGGGCAGAGAAACAGAAACCCACGGAGAGAGAGAGAAGCGAAGCGAAAAGCCUCUUGCAACGAUGAGCCAGCGGAUCAAACCCUAAAAAGAAGGGGGGAGCCGGAGGAAAGAAAGAAAGAGGAAAAAAGGAGGGGAGAGGAAAAGAGAGAGAGAGAGAGAAAAGGGGGGAGGAAAAAAAGAGAGGAAAGAAAAGAGGGGAGGGGGGAAAAACCCAGGAGAGACACUUUUACUUUCCUUCCCACCCCCCCUUCCCUCCCUCCUUCCCUCCUUCCUUCCUUCCCUCCCCCGCGGCCGCCGGGAAGCGAGUGGAACGUCGGCGAGGGCACAUCAAAGGGGAUCGAACGCUCGCACAUCCGAUCGAACGCUCGGCACAUCCGAUCGAACGUUCGGCGCGGGCCAAACAUCCGAUCGAACGCUCGGCGCGGCCAAUCCGGGCGCCGGGACGGGGCGCGCGCGGAACCCCGAACCUUCCCGUCCUCUCUCCUCCUUUUAAUCUCUUUCCCCUUCCUUCCUUCCUUCCCUCCCUCUCUCUCUUUUUUAAAAUUCCUUUCCUUGCUCCCUUCCCUGUUUUGCUUAUUUUUUUGCUACAUUGUAGCCCUUCGCCUCUCUGUAUCUCUUUUUUUAAAAAUUAUUAUUACAUUGUUAUUUAAAAAAAAAAGAGGUGGGGAGGGAGGGGGGGUUUGGGAACGCCGCCUCCGCCAAGCCUUGCCACAGCCGCCGCCGGGAGAACAAUAGGAAGGUUUAGGAGACGGACCGGGGCGCGCGCACCCCGGCUGCGCCCCGGGGAUCAACGCGAGCCAGCCGUGGAUGUGACGCGGACGCCCCCCACCCGCACCCGCGCCCCCCAUAUUUCGCCACAAACUGAGCAGGUAAGCUGGAGGAACGGGGGGAGGGGGGGAAAGGGCUGCUACUUUUAAUUUUUUUGGGGGGGGAAUGUUCACUUUUGACUCCUCCCCCUCCUCCUCGGAACUAUUUUGUGUGGGGCGGCGGGUGAGGGGGGGCGCGCUCAGGUCAGACUUAAAGACCCCACCGUGGUGGAAACUUAACUUGGCCGUUUCUGCGAGACUUUCCUCGGGGGGCCCCCCCUCUCCCCACCCCACCGCCACCCCGCAUCCCUAUCGCCACCCCCCCUGCAAUUUAUUUAUUUAUUAUUUUUAAAAAUGGUGAGGGAUUCCUUCUCCCUCUCUUGCCCUUUCUUUCUCUCUCUCUCUCUCUCUCCUCUCCCCCCCCCGGAAGUGGUGUUAAACUUUAUGGGGCGGGAAGUUAGUGGAAGCAAGGAAAAGGGGGGGGGAGAGAGAGGGUCUCCCUAACUUCUUUCCACCUCCCAGUUAAAUGUUCUUUUUGGGGGGCGGGCUGCUACUGCUACUGUAUCUAGAACUAUUUGAAAGUUCUGUUUUUUGUGUGUGAGGGGCGGUCCAGCCUCCCCAUUUUCCUGCCUCGUGGACUUAUGGAAUACAGUCAGGCCACAUUGUGCUUGUUGGCUCUGUCUGUGUGUUGUUGUUGUUGUCUUAUAUUUUUUUGAACCGGUUACACUAGCAGCUUUUGAAUUCCAGGAGUUUAUUUUUCCUUGAGGUGUAUGUGGGGGGGGGACACCCCGAAUUUCACACCCAAUUCACCCCAUUAACAACCACCUACGGUAUAUUGAACUGUAUCAGAUUAUAUCAAACUGUACAAUUGUACAGUACCCUGACUGCAAACUUUUCCCCACAAAUUUACCUGUGCGAAAAGAGGGUUUCGAUGGGGAGGUGUGGGGCAACCCCAGAGUUGUUCCCAGAGGUGGUCUUGAUCCCGAGUUCGUCUCCCAGAGAGUUUUUUUAACAGUCCCUUUGAAUAGACACUUCUGCCUAUCCGGACUUUCUGCUAGUGGCUGGUGCCUCUGAGAAAGUAAUGUAUACAGUUACAUCAUAAUCUCUCCCGUUUUAAUCCCCCAUUUUUUAUUCCUCUUGCUCGACGUCCCAUAAUUUCGGCCGGCCACUGUGCACCAUCCCACGCCUGCCCGCUGACCCUGAAAGAUCCAGUAAAUAAGAAUUAGGAAUGGCUUGAGUUUUGUGUUUUUCCAGGUAGGCCUCUACCACAUGGGCAGAUUAUUCCUCUUUUACAGGUUCCCAGUCUCCACCUUCUCACAAGCCAGCCUUUCCCAGACAGGCUCCCCAAAUUUAAUGUCCCUUUUUCCACCACGGAUUUUAUUCUCUGCCUUCCCCCCACACCCCACAACUCCCCUUAUUGUUAGCAAAAUGAAGCCAUAGAACGUAUCACUCUUUUGGCACAAAACAACCCUUAAUUUCACGAAGGAGCUCCCCGAAUAAGGCUGAGUUUUUGGACAAAAAGAAAUGACUUCAGGGAAGUUUGGGCCAUUGGUGGUUUUCUUAAAAGGCCCCUUGAUGUUUUUUUUGGUUUUUUGCACGUGUUUGCUUGUCUGAAACAAUUGUCUCGGGUUGAUUUGGCCUGUUUGUGGACAUCAGUUUGCCUUCCUCUGUCUCCUCCCCCUUCCCAAACACACAUACACAAACACACACACCACCAUCCUAAGUUUUGUCUGAAGUCCCAUUGUGUGUGCAAAUUUCCCGUCCCUCCUGCUAGUCUGUGUCUUAACCAGGGAAUCCAAAACUCUUCCAAAAAUUCAUUUUAUUCUGCCUUGUCUAUGCAGACAACCUGGAAGCUUGUUUUGCACAAGUUGCUGUCGGAAGAUAUAUUUAUAUUUCUGUGUGCAUGAGGAAUUACGAGGACUUAAUAUUAAUGGAGUCGCCGUUUCCCCCAGGCCCACACUCCCAGGUUUUAAACGUGGAAAGACAUAUUUAUGGUAUUUCUGUAUACGUGCUGAUCUUUCGGACACCAGCAAGGUUUGCGCCGUAAGACCAGAUCCUCCGAUUUAGCAACACUGUUUGUGUGUAGCUUGCAAAAAUAGGAUAGAUCGCAUUUGUCUCUGUGGGCUGAACUGUAAUACCAUAAUGGUGGCACUUGCAAUUAUUUUGAAUUUUUAUUUUGGAGUGGUCCAAGGCAGCAGCUGUUUGCAUGCAAAAGAGAUGUCUGGCCUGCUGAAUUAAACUCAUUGGGGGGGGGAAGGUCUGCCUGUCUGUCUGUGGAUUCCCCCCCCCCCCAGUAAAAAGCUCUCUCUGUGUGUGAAUGGCAGCUGCAGGGAGCUUUGUGUGUGCCUCUGCAAACUUUUCUUGCGAGUGCACACGAGGCCGGACCUGCCCCCUUCUUCUGCUUUGUGUGCGAUGCCUUCCCCUCUCUCUCCCCCCACCCCCUCGCCCCCACCCCAUUUUUUCCCAGAGUGUGUGUUAAAUUGCACUGGGGGGGGGGGGUCAAACGCUUCGAUUGCGCUCCAAAGUAUUGUCAACCCUGCCUGCUGGGAUUUUUAAAAAAUAUAUUAUUACAAAGUGGGUGCUGUGGGAAUUGGUUUUGGAGGACAAGAAAGGGGGGGGGAGAGAAGAGAGAGAGAUGGAGGAAGGGAGAAGGGGGAGGGAUGCAGUCGAAAAAGGAGGAGGGUUGGGUGAGACUGGCUAGAAACUCUUUGUCCUAAACUCAUAAAACUCUCAGCCCUGGCAGGAGAAGGCUCAGGAACUGAGUCCGGUUGAAGUGCAAUAGGGGAGGGAGUUUUUUUCUUUGGGGGGGGCGGCGCACCGGGAAGGUAGAAAUCCCCCUUUUAAUUCCACAAUAUUUUUGUGUGCGGAGGCGUGGCCUUUCCGUAUACCGAAUUUUUUAAUUUUUAUUUUUUACGGAGGCAGGUGCAGAGCAGAAUCGGGCCUUGCCUGUGUCGUCGUCCCCCCAUAUUUUUUGCCCUUGGGUCUUGAUCUGUCCUUGCCCUUUUUCACAUGGGGGGGUGGGGUUUGCAGAGAGCGAAGGGGCAGGCCUGGGAACACCCCCCCAAGGCCUGGGACCCCCGGUCUCCUUCCCAGACCAGCGAGAACCCCGGUAUCCCACACAUUUCCAGCAACGCCUUAGGGUGGCAAGACGCAUAAGCUGUUUUGGGGGUUCUGCCCACUGGGUGGAGGAAUGUAUGUGUGGGAUAAAUCCUCCCCACAGCUUAACCCCCCUCCCAAACCAUCCCAGAAUGCAAGGAAGCAGUCAAUAUUGACAUUACGUUUUUCGCCCAUGCAACAAUAUCCAUAUCUGUAGAAACAUUCGGUGGGGAAGCGAAAUUCUCUGUGGGUGGCACGGGUCCCUGUGUCCUGACUGACCCCCCCCAAGGGCGUGUGGUUUGAUACAUAUUUACCUUGCUUCUCUCCCCCCCCCCCUCACAUUGCCACCUGCUAGUAAAUUUGUGUUCCCAGCCCAGGAACACACACAGGUCUCCGGAUCCGCAAAGAAUAUAUCGCUUUUGAGCACAGAUUUUUUAAAAAUACACAUUAUUUUUUUGCCCCCUCCCCAAUCCCCAGUUGGCUUCUCAGUUUUAAAUGCGGCGUGAGGAAGGCCGGCGUAAAAAAAAAGGUAAAAAUUGCCGGGUGUUUUUGGAGAUACCCCUUCUAAAUUCUUAAACAUGAUGUAAAAUAGAAGCCGGGUUGUGUUUGGGGGACGACGACACACACACAAUCUAAAUAGCAGGUUUGUUUGUUUGUCUUUUUAACAAAUGAUGGCUGGUUUGGAUGGGUUUGCAUACUCAGAAGUAAGGCCUCCGCAUUUAACAAGGCUUAAUCCUGCACCAAGUAAACAGGGGAGAUGUUGUGUUGUUGCGCUGCAGUCCGGAGCCUGCUUACAUGGGAGUAAGCCCUCACUGGACCCAGUGGGAUUUCCCACGGAGUAAACAUGCAUUUGAUUCUUCCACUCUUCAAAUGUCUGUUUGAUGUGGACUAGCGGCUUUGCAAGUAGGGACGCGGGUGACACUGUGGGUUAAACCACAGAGCCUAGGGCUUGCCAAUCAGAAGGUCGGCGGUUCGAAUCCCCGCAAUGACGGGGUGAGCUCCCAUUGCUCGGUCCCUGCUCCUGCCCACCUAGCAGUUCGAAAGCACGUCAAAGUGCAAGUAGAUAAAUAGGUACCACUCCGGCGGGAAGGUAAACGGCAUUUCCGUGCGCUGCUCUGGUUCGCCAGAAGCGGCUCAGUCCUGCUGGCCAUAUGACCCGGAAGCUGGACGCCGGCUCCCUCGGCCAGUAAAGCGAGAUGAGCGCCGCAACCCCAGAGUCGGCCAUGACUGGACCUAACGGUCAGGGGUCCCUUUACUCAUCUUCAUCAUUAUUACAUUUAUCUCCCACCUUUUUACCAAGGCUCACGACAACCCUGUGAGGUAGGUUAGCCUGAGAGAUGUUGGCCGAGACAAGGUCUCCUCAUCAGCUUUGGGGCGGAGGGUGGAUUCGAAUCCUGCUCUCCCAGGUCCGUAGUCCCGCACUCUAACCACUGCACCACACGAAGAAUAAAUUGACUUUGCACUUUGCAGCAACCGAGCACAUUUGGGGAGGCCAGAGUAGAAACCGACAGCUAUCUCAUUUUAGUGUGGCCAUUGUGGUCAAGAGGAAAUAUACUUCCUUCCAAAACAAAUGAAAAGUAAAUACCGUAUUUUUCGCUCUAUAAGACGCACCUAGUUUUUGGAGGAGGAAAACGAGAAAAAAAAUAUUCUGAAUCUCAGAAGCCAGAACAGCAAGUGGGAUCGCUGCGCAGUGAAAGCAGCAAUCCCUCUUGCUGUUCUGGCUUCUGGGAUAGCUGCGCAGCCUGCAUUCGCUCCAUAAGACGCACACACAUUUCCCCUUACUUUUUAGGAGGGAAAAAGUGAGUCUUAUAGAGCAAAAAAUACGGUAAAUCUGGAGAUCUGGUUCUGUUGCUGUAAUUCUCUGAGAUUUGAGCCAGUCCUCUCCUGUGUGUGUAUCCAGCAAUGUUUGUGGGCAGAAGAGCACGUGCAAAGUACAAUUUCCUUGCAACGCCACCCCGGCCUUUCUCAGAAACAAGCAUAUCGCUCCAUGCAUUAUUAUAUUUGCAUUAAAUGGACGUCUAAUGGCAGGGAGUUCCGCCGGUUUCGUUCUGUGUCUGUUUCCUUUUGUCCGUUGCGUGACCCUGAGUUUCGUGGUGUUUCUCGAACCCGCAGCUGCAGGGCAACGUUGGGCAAAAGCUUCCUGCGUUGCCAAGGGGUUGGACUAAAUCAGGGGUCAGCAAACUUUUUCAGCAGGGGGCUGGUCCACUGUCCCUCAAACAUUGUGGGGGGCCAGACUAUAUUUUGAAAAAAUAAUAAUGAGCAAAUUCCUGUGCCCCACAAAUAACCCAGAGAUGCCUUUUAAAUCAAAGGACACAUUCUACUCAUGUAAAAACACGCUGAUUCCCGGACCGUCCGCGGGCCGGAUUGAGAAGGUGAUUGGGCUGGAUCCGGCCCCCUGGCCUUACGUUGCCUACCCAUGGACUAAAUGACCGCAAUUCCAUUUUUAUUUUCUCGUACCGACCCUUGAAACUGGUGGAUCUGUGACCCUUAACCGCGGGUGCAUUAUGGACCAAAGGAGCGUAGGAUAAAAAAAAACCUGGAUUGCAGCUUUGGAGGGUCGGAUCCAGAAAUUGCAGGAGCAGCUUCUGUGCUGGGGGGGAAAAGCUGCUGUUGUUGGGCUGGUGGCUUCGAGAUAUUUCUGGACUCCUGUCUUUUGGCUAUGCUGGCUGUGGUUGAGGAAAUCCUUCAACGUCUGAAGGGAUACAGGUUUCAUAAGAACCGAGAACCUGUGAGUUGAAAGGGAACUCCAAAGGAUAUCUGUCCCAGCCCGCCGCAAUGCCAGGGGUCUCAAGACACGGUCUCCCAUCCAAUUCCAAACCAUGCCGGGCCCUGUUGAGCUUUGCAAAGGUGCCAGCCGUUUUAUCGCUGAAUGGACCCGUCCUUUCUCGUAACAAGAGAAGAGACAUUCUCUUCCCUGGGGGAAUUUCAGGCCAGGGUCAUUCUCAGCCCCACCUAGAGCUGCUUGUGGGGGGUGUCAGAACCUGGGACCUUAAGUGUUCAAAGUAGGUACUCAUGACGCUCUUUCCUGAAAUUAAACAAGGUUUUAGUCCUCAGGGUUUCCGAAGUGAAAACUGCUUUAAACUGAAUCAGAUCCUUGCUCAGUGCUGUCUUAGCCAAUUCUGUCUACACCGUAUAACACCGCUCCUGAAAGACCUACAUUGGCUCCCAGGACGUUUCCGAGAACCAUUCAAACAUGGGUAGGCAAACUAAGGCCCGGGGGCCAGAAAUGGUCCAAUCGCCUUCUAAAUCUGGCCCACAGACGGUCCAGGAAUCAGUGUGUUUUUACAUGAGUAGAAUGUGUGUUUUUAUUUAGAACGCAUCUCUGGGUUAUUUGUGGGGCAUAGGAAUUCGUUCAUUUUUAUUUCCAAAAUAUAGUCUGGCCCCCCAAAAGGUCUGAGGGGCAGUGGACCGGCCCCCUGCUGAAAAAGUUUGCUGACUCCUGAUUCAAAGUGUUGGUGCUGACCUUGAAAGCCCUAAAUGGCCCAGUAUACCUGAAGGAGCGUCUCCACCCCUAUCGUUCAGCCCGGACACCGGGGUCCAUCUCUCGGGGGCCUUCUGGUGGUUCCCUCCCUGCGAGAAGCGAGGUUACAGGGAACCAGGCAGAGGGCCUUCUCGGUGGUGGCGCCCGCCCUGUGGAACACCCUCCCAUCAGAUGCCAAGGAAAUAAACAACUAUCUGACUUUUAGAAGACAUCUGCAGGCAGCCCUGUUUAGGGAAGCUUUUUAACGUUUGAAGUUUUAUUCUGUUUUUCUAUGUAAUGGAAGCCGCCCAAAGUGGCUGGCGGGAAAAUCAGAGAGCCAGUAUGGUUUAGGGCUUAGAGUGACUUACUGGGAACUGAGAGACCCGGGUUCAAAUCUCCCCCUGGCCCUGAAGCUCACCGGGUGUGACUUUGGGCCAGUCGCUGUCUCUCCACCUGACCUAGUGAGGUUACAGGGAACCAGGCAGAGGGCCUUCUUGGUGGUGGCGCCCUCCCGCCAGAUGUCAAGGAAAUAAGCAGCUACUUGACUUUUAGAAGACAUCUGAAGGCAGCCCUGUUUAGGGAAGCUCUUAAUGUUUGAUGUUUUAUCGUGUUUUUGAUCUUCUGUUGGGAGCCGCCCAGAGUGGCUGGGGAAACCCAGCCAGAUGGGUAGGAUAUAAAUAAUAAAUUAUUAUUAUUAUUAUUUAUUACACUGACCAGCAGCAGUUCUCCAGGGUCUCGGGUGCGAGUCUUCCCUCCCCCCAACCCCAACUGCCCUACAUGGAGAUGGUGAUAAUUGAAUUUGGGACUGCCUACGUUUGGAGCCACUGAGUUACGCUCAUUCCCCAAGUUUUGGGACUACAAUUCCCAUCAUCCCUGACCACUGGUCCUGUUAGCUAGGGAUGAUAGGAGUUGUAGUCCCAAAACAUCUGGAGGGCCAAGUUUGGGGGUGCCUGCAAUAGGGUAUUGGGCUGUGGCCAACUCAUUUCUCCUCUUGAGUAAGGAAAGCAAGGGAGCCAUACCUUUCUUUCUCUAAUGGGUCUAUUCUGAGCUGGACCAGCUCUGGAUAACAACCAAUUAUCGGAGUUUUAAGGGCUCAUUCCGGCUGGACGUAAGUGUUCCAGGGAAGAUAUAUUUAUAAUAUUCCUGUGUGGGGUGGUGGUCUUACUGACACCGGUAAGGUUUGCACGGUAUUAAAGGAUUAUCUGAUUCUGUAGUUGUGUGUAGGUUUUCUCGUGCAAAUAUGUGUAAAAGGAACAAGCCCUACAUCAUAGCUGUCAAUUUACAGGUUUGAAAAUAAGGGACCAGCAGCCUCGAAAAUAAGGGAUCAACAGCCAAAAUAAGGGAUCAACAAUUACUUUGAUAAAAUACAUAUUUUGUUGCGUGCAAAUGGCUUUAGAUACCUAUUAGGUCCAUAAAUUACCAUGUAGCAUAUAUUCAACACAAAAAAGCAACUAUUUGUUGUUGACAAAGGACAGCUGGACAUAGAAAGGGCCCCAUUACCUUCAGUAGCUUAUUUAAGGGACAUCAUCAAUAAGGGACAGCAGCGGGACAUGGCGCUGGGAUAAGGGACUGUCCCACCAAAUAAGGGACUCUUGACAGCUAUGCCCUACAUCCACUAAACUUUGGAGACGGAGGUUAAUUGGGAGAAGGGAAGUUGUGGGGAGAAGCCACUCGCUCUCAGAGUCCAUGCAAUACUUUGCGGCCUGUUCCUGCCACGCUGAAGUGUGCAGUACACAAUUGCCAAAUGCAUGUGUGUGUCAGAAAAGCAGCCGGUUGGUUAUACCCAGGGGUGCACCCUGGUGAUUCUUUCCCCCCCAUCCACUAAGCUUUGGAGACGGAGGUUAAUUGGGAGAAGGGAAGUGAUGGGGGGUAGCCACUUGCUCUCAGAGUCCAUGCAAUGCUUUGCGGCUUGUUCCAUCCACACUGAAGCUUGCAAGCUGCAGGCACAGUCCUCUUAAUAAUAAUAAUAAAUUUUAUUUAUAUCCCGCCCUCCCCAGCCGGAGCCGAGCUCAGGGCAGCUAACAACAAUAAAAUAGUGCAACAUUCUAAAAUCAUUUCAUUAUAAAAUUAAUUCAAAUCAAAUUGAUGGCAACCAUUGGGCUAGAGUUCUGUGAAGACUGCCAAAGGGAGGGAGUCAGGCUGUGCCCUGACCAAAGGCCUGGUGGAACAGCUCUGUCUUGCAGGCCCUGCAGAAAGAUGUCAAGUCCCGCAGGGCCCUGGUCUCUUGUGACAGAGCAUUCCACCAGAUCGGGGCCACAGCCGAAAAGGCCCUGGCUCUGGUUGAGGCCAGACUAACCUCUCUGUGGCCUGGGACCUUCAAGAUGUUUUUGUUUGAAGACCGUAAGUUCCUCUGUGGGACAUACUUACUACCUUUAUUGUCGUUGUUAAAGACCCUCUUGCUCACCUAGAGAUUCGAGCCCACCUGGCGGUCCGACAACCCUAGAAGCCAGAGCAGGGGGUCUCCAACGUUGUGCCAUCAGUGGCCUUUUCCCAGUGUCCGUGCCAGCAUUGGAGAUCUGCAAGGUGUAUUUUUCUCUGGGCGACCCCUUCCACGGCGUUCAAAAUUUGCCAGGCGCAUUUUGCACCUUGCUUUCGGCCGCUUGCGACCGUGUGAAGACGCCUGGGUGCCAGGAUGACGUCUGACGUCUCUGCCAUCAAGGGAUCCUUGGAUCUGGACACUUAAGACCCCACCCCAUAGAAUCCUAUCCACAAUAUUUUAUCUGCACCAUUGGAAUGGAACGGCCUUGGUCCAGUAGACCUGAAGGAGCGUCUCCACCUCCAUCGUUCAGCCCGGACACCGGGGUCCCUCUCCGAGGGCCUUCUGGCGGUUCCCUGACUGCAAGAAGAGAAGUUACAGGGAACCAGGCAGAGGGCCUUCUCGGUGGUGGCACCCGCCCUGUGGAACGUCCUGCCACCAGAUGUCAAAGAGAAAAAUAACAACCAAAGUUUUAGAAGACAUCUGAAGGCAGCCCUGUUUAGGGAAGCUUUUAAUGUUUAAUAGGUUGUUGUAUUUUAGUGUUUUGUUGGAAGCUGCCCAGAGUGGCUGGGGAAGCCCAGUCAGACGGGCGGGGUAUAAUAAAUUAUUAUUAUUAUUAUUAUUAUUAUUAUUAUUUAAUGAAUUUCAGAGACCAAAAUUCUACUUUUGUGCAGCCUGAGCUGGAGCAGCGAACGACAUUAUAGUGAAUUCUUGUCGCUUGUCUUUGCUUCCCAAUGUUCACCAUUGGGAAGAAUAUUCCCACGUUAUGAAUGGUCCGUGUCCCCAUUCAAAAAAAGAGGUCGGAAGAGGCCAAUAUAUACCCGUACUGUCCUUGGAUCAAGGGACUUUCCUCCUUUUAAGUUCCCAGACCUCUUAGCCCAGUUCAAGGUUGUCCUCCGAACUCCCAGCCAGAUGUGCAGCUGAGAAUCCGUCCCAGCCAGCCCAUCCUUUGCAAAAUAGGAGUUUAGAACCAUCUUAGAUUCCAUUUUGGCAACCGCAACCCUGGUUUAAGGAGCCGUUUAGCGUCAAGCUUACUGUAUUUUUUGCUCUAUAAGACUGACUUUUUCCCUCCUAAAAAGAAAGGGGAAAUGUGUGUGCGUCUUAUGGAGCGAAUGCAGGCUGCGCAGCUAUCCCAGAAGCCAGAACAGCAAGAGGGAUUGCUGCUUUCGCUGCGCAGCGAUCCCUCUUGCUGUUCUGGCUUCUGAGAUUCAGAAUAUUUUUUCCUUAUUUUCCUCCUCCAAAAACUUGGUGCGUCUUGUGGUCUCGUGCGUCUUAUAGAGCGGAAAAUACAGUAUCUGGGUUUCUAACACUCUCACAAAUGCACAAACUUGAGAAAAGCAAUCUGCUGUCCUCAAAAGAAUAAGCUUUGUGCGUGGUUAUGUGAAGGUUUGUGGGGUGGUUCUCCCCCCCAGUUCUCAUGCCCAUUUGGGGGGGAAAUGGAGGGGGGAAACUGGGUCUACCCCUUCUUUUCUGAAAACUUCCUCCUCCCCAAGGCUUUAGCAUUUCUAUUUGCGUGCUGUUUUCUCUCUUGAGUAAGGGACGCGGGUGGCGCUGUGGGUUAAACCACAGAGCCUAGGACUUGCCAAUCAGAAGGUCGGCAGUUCGAAUCCCUGUGACGCGGUGAGCUCCCGCUGCUCGGUCCCUCUCCUGCCAACCUAGCAGUUCGAAAGCACAUCAAAGUGCAAGUAGAUAAAUAGGUACCGCUCCGGCGGGAAGGUAAACGGCGUUUCCGUGCGCUGCUCUGGUUCGCCAGAAGCGGCUUAGUCAUGCUGGCCACAUGACCCGGAAGCUGUACGCCGGCUCCCUCGGCCAGUAAAGCGAGAUGAGCGCCACAACCCCAGAGUCAGCCAUGACUGGACCUAAUGGUCAGGGGUCCCUUUACCUUUAUGUCUAAACCCCAGAGCCUAGGACUUGCCGAUCAGAAUGUCAGUGGUUCGAAUCCCUGCAAUGGGGUGAGCUCCCGUUGCUCGGUCCCUGCUCCUGCCAACCUAGCAGUUCGAAAGCACCUCAAAGUGCAAGUAGAUAAAUAGGUACCAGUCCGGUGAGAAAGUAAACGGCAUUUCCAUGCGCUGCUCUGGUUCGCCAGAAGUGGCUGAGUCCUGCUGGCCACAUACCCGGAAGCUGUACGCCGCUCCCUCGGCCAAUAAAGCGAGAUGAGCGCCGCAACCCCAGAGUCGGCCACGACUGGACCUAACGGUCAGGGGUCCUUUUACCUUUACUUCUCUCUUGAGUAGUGAUAGUUUAUCGGUUUUUCAAGGAUGGCCAAAGGCAUUUGAUGUAGAGCCUCGAAAGGUACCCAGGAUAAAAGUGUUCUCUAUUUCCCACUCCCUUCCCUUCCUGCAAAAAUAAAAAUCCUGUUUUCAUUUCACAAAUUCGCCACCCACCCCUGCAAAAACUGUGGACUUCGCCAGAUACCGAUGUUAUAAAUAUGAAAUUGGGAACUGCUAAAUAUGUCAUAUGAUAAAAUCCAGAUCGGAAGGUGUCCAGGAAGUCUUUCAGCAAUGUAAAUAUACCGGGGAAUAAGAAGAAAAGAAAUCUUCUUUUAUUUUGUGUGUUUUUAUUGUUGUUAAGUUUUUAUGUUGUGUCAAAUGUAAUGCUUUUCUUUUGUGAUUUUGUCUGUGUGUUAUGAGAGAAAACUAAUAAUUUGGGGGGGGGCCGGAAACUGUAGACGUCACCUUGCAGUCCGUCUAGCCCAGAAAUCAGGGGUGGAACAUUUGGAAAGAAAUAAAUCAAAGUGUUUGCGGGGGUGAAUUUGCACCCGCUGAUUCCCCCCCCCCCGGAUCCUCCAUUCAAUUUCACUUGUGGAUUUGAAAGCAGAUCCCUGCAUGUGGGGAUAGUUUUGCAAAAUGAAACGUUUAUUUCUGGGUGGUUUUGUUCCUCCGUUUCACAAAUAUUAUUUUAAAUUAAAAAAAUAAACAAAUCUCUUUUUCUUUCUCUCCCUCCUCUCCACUCUCUGUUCCCAUCCCUUCCUCUCCUCCUCUUUGUCGGUGUGGAAUAAUUAUAAUAAAAAGGACGGACUACGAUUGAAUCUGGGGGGAAUAUGA